AUGGCCGACGAUAAAGGCAGCAGUAGCAGCAGAAGGCGUGUUGCCGACACCAGCAACAACAACGACCAAUCCACCAAAACCAAUAGAAUUGACGACAACAACAACGAUAAUGACAAUUUACUCGCCUCAUCAGCCAAAGGUGCUGGCUACCUUGUUUUGCUCCAGUUUGCUUCGCGCAUGUUGACUUUUGGUCUACACCAAAUUGUAUUACGGUACACCAGCGCUGAAACGCUUGGCAUUGCGUCUGUCAAGUUGGAAUUACUCUUGUCAACCAUUUUGUUCAUUUCACGCGAAGGUUUUCGAUGUGCUUUGUUGCGUGGCAGCAGCACCAAUGACACGACUGCCAACGAUACCAAUGAACAAAAAGUGACCAACUUGGCCUACAUUCCAACUGCCAUCGGUCUCGUCACGACAUUUCUCGCGUGCAGCUACUACUUGUCAAUUAUCGACGCUGCGGCGGCGGCCAAAUACCCUUACUAUCGCACAUCCGUCGUAUUAUUCGGUACAGCAGCAUUUGCAGAAUUAUUAGUCGAGCCACUGUUUGUCUUGGCCAUGAAUCGGUUGUAUUUCCAACUCCGUGUUUCGGUCGAAGGCGUGGCGGUUCUUUUACGAUGCUUUAUUACGUUUGGAUUGACUUUGGCUGGUGCGUCCGGCGGUGGAUCAUCGUCUUCACAUAAUGCCUAUGGCGUGUUGGCUUUUGCAGUAGCACAAUUGGCGUUUGGAUUGACCAUGGCUCUUGGAUAUAUGGGAUUCUUUUUGAAAAAAGUGCGCGAGAAUGAGAUCGAUCUCGAUACUUUGGUUCCGAAAAAGCUUGUUGGCGAGAGAAAAAGAAAAGCAGUGGUUUUCAUUAUUAAAUAUAAUAGAUCGUACUGGUUCGAUACGCAAAUGCUCAAUUUGGCUACUACAUUGACAAAACAAUCGCUGUUGAAACACGUGCUGACAGAGGGCGACAAGAUGUUAAUUUCGGCAUUAAGCACAGACGAUAAUCAAGGCGUCUAUGCUUUUGUUGUCAACUAUGGAUCUUUGAUCGUGCGGAUACUUUUCCAACCCCUCGAAGAAGCCAGUCGCACGUUUUUUUCCAAGUUAUUAUCAACACCCAACAAAAACAACACCAAAACAGCUACCGACGUGAUUCUUCUGAUGCUUCGAUUCCACGUGAUGCUCGGUCUUUUAUUCAUUUGUUUCGCCACCAACUAUACCGCGACCUUGAUUGACUUGCUGGUGGGCAAAGAAUGGUCGACCGCACGCAACGCACCUGCCGUGUUAUCCAUGUACUGUCUCUAUGUGCCGGUGAUGGGUAUCAAUGGCAUUACAGAAGCAUUUGUCCAAGCCGCCGCAUCCAAGGCCGACUUGACAAAAUUGAGCUACUACAUGAUUCUCUUUUCGGCCUGUUUCAUGGCGUCUGGGUACUUGUUUAUGAGUGUGUUGGAUAUGGGCGCCAUUGGGUUGGUCUUGGCAAACAUGGUGAAUCUGUCGAUCCGAAUCGGAUAUAGCUGGCAUUACAUUACACAGUAUUUUGCGCAACGAGGACACACAAACGAAGAAAAUGGAGUAGGAGUAGUAUUAAAAAUACGACAAUGGUUUCCAAGCACAGUGACGAUUGCCGCAUUCGUUGCAUCGUGGGCGAUCACUCGAUGGAGCGAAGAGAAGGUAGGGUGGGGAACAUUCCAUCAAAAGGUGACGCAUAUCGCUCUUGGCGGUCUGUGUUUCCUGGCAGUCGCUGGUACGACGUAA
This is a messenger RNA of Zychaea mexicana, 1734 nucleotides long. Its product is annotated as Rft protein-domain-containing protein. Gene Ontology annotation, cellular component: endoplasmic reticulum membrane. Gene Ontology annotation, biological process: glycolipid translocation; dolichol-linked oligosaccharide biosynthetic process. The transcript is spliced from 4 exons. NCBI's taxonomy places the organism in Eukaryota, Fungi, Mucoromycota, Mucoromycetes, Mucorales, Lichtheimiaceae. The coding region runs from base 1 to 1734 and encodes 577 amino acids. The record is from RefSeq and is a predicted model, not a curated record.